AACUGGGGCAGUCUUGCUUUGACGCGCGUCUUAGGAGCUUCCACCUGCUGCCCGUCGAGAGUUUCAGUCACGUUUUACUCUGUGUGACCGUUCCCGAGAUGGGGCGAUUACUCAUAUGGAUGCACUUUUUGCUGUUAACCGUGCUAUUAGCAUCAGUGCAGAAAGCUACAGCAUGCAGCUGUGCGCAGGCCCAUCCUCAAACCAAGUUUUGUGAAUCAGAUUUUGUCGUCGUGGUGAGGGUGAAAAAGGUUCUCCCCGUGAACGACUAUGAGAUCGCUUACAAGGUCAAGAUAAACAGGGUGUUCAAGUCAAACCCAAAGGCCGACAUGGCACUGAUGCAGAACCUUUUACGGACACCGUCCACGGACUCGAUGUGCGGAGUGACACUGAACGUCGGCGACACGUACGUUCUAAACGGAAGAAUCGUCUCGGGAAAAGCACUCAUAUCGAACUGCGGGCUCUCGAUAAGAUGGGCCGACACGACUACCAGGCAACGCAAGGGAUUGAGACAGCUCUAUCAACAGGGCUGCGUGUGUGAUAUUCUGUAUACACACUGGAGGCGCAAGGGUGCCGUGCUAGAGUCCAGCGGCGGAAAGAAUUGUCUGUGGGAAAGCACGCCAGGCCCCCAAGAUUGCCAAGAAAAAUACGGCGUAUGCAUGGCGUCAUUCAGCGGCUGUUCCUGGGUUCCCUCAGUCCCGUACAAGAAUUGUAUUAAGGAGUAUCAACGUAAACGCGAGCAGCAAAGGUCACGAGAACCUUAAUUGGCACUUUCGUAUCGUGUUCCUUUCGUUUGUGUCCUCGUGCGAGGAUGGAAAGCGAACAGAAUUUAUCGUUUGUAAAAUGAUGCGACGUGUCUGCCAGAGAAUUUGAUGACGGACGAGCCGCGUAAUCAAAUGAGAGACGAUACAGCGAUGUGGUAUGGCGAUAGUUUAAUGGAAAGCUGCAUGUUUGUAGCGCG
Mycetomoellerius zeteki is the source of this 958-nucleotide messenger RNA. It is a transcript of the gene Timp, whose product is annotated as Tissue inhibitor of metalloproteases. The coding region runs from base 99 to 761 and encodes 220 amino acids. The transcript is spliced from 5 exons. Gene Ontology annotation, cellular component: extracellular matrix. Gene Ontology annotation, molecular function: metalloendopeptidase inhibitor activity; protease binding. The record is from RefSeq and is a predicted model, not a curated record. Gene Ontology annotation, biological process: negative regulation of endopeptidase activity; negative regulation of membrane protein ectodomain proteolysis. Lineage: Eukaryota; Metazoa; Arthropoda; Insecta; Hymenoptera; Formicidae.